AUGGACAGCGGGAAUUCCAACAAUGAGGAGCCACGGACAUGGAAUUACCAGAGCAUUGCAAGUGAUCAGCAGGUGCAAGUUCCCAUCGACGAUGAAAGGCCAAGCACACUGCCAAAAGAUCCAAGUGUUAGCAAGAGGAAUGGAUUACCACCUCGUCCGGUGCCUCAAAUGGGAAGGAUGCAAUCAGGGGCUGCAAGAGGGAUCAAAAGCUUAAGGUUCCUGGACAGGGUGACCACUGGCAAGGAAGGCGAUGCCUGGAGGCCUAUUCAGAGGCGCUUCAACACAAUGGCAGUCAAUGGCGGGAAGCUCCCCAGAGAUAAAUUUGGAGUCUGCAUUGGGAUGGGAGACAGCAAGGAAUUUGCAGCGGAGUUGUUUGAUACCUUGGCAAGACGCAGGAAGAUCGAUGCAACAAAUGGCAUAACUCUGGAUGAAUUAAAAGACUUCUGGCAAGACAUGUCAAAUCCGUCCCUGGAUGCACGGCUUCAGGUCUUCUUUGACAUGUGUGAUAAGAAUGGUGACGGGAAGUUAUCUGAGGAGGAGGUUACAGAGGUGAUUGCCAUGAGUGCCUCUGCAAAUAAGCUGUCAAAUCUUAAGAAAAACGCCUCAACUUAUGCAGCUUUAAUCAUGGAAGAGCUUGAUCCUGAUCACUUGGGAUAUAUCGAGAUGUGGCAACUUGAAAGUCUACUAAGAGGAAUGGUGAGCUCUGACGACAGUAGGAAAAUAACCAAUAGAACAGAAACACUUGCGAAGACAAUGAUUCCUAAGCAAUAUAGAAGCCCAGCUAGUAAAUUCAUGUCUACAGCUGUAGAACAAAUCCAUGAGAACUGGAGGAAAAUAUGGGUUCUCACAUGGUGGUUAGCCAUAAACCUUAUCCUCUUCAGUUGGAAGUUUAAUGUAUCCAUGCAUAAACCAGCAUUCCCAAUCCUGGGUUAUUGUCUAUGCUUUGCCAAGGGUGCUGCUGAGCCUCUGAAAUUCAACAUGGCUCUCAUUCUCCUUCCUGUUUGCAGAAGCACUCUCACAAAGCUCAGAGAAACAUUCCUUGGCACCUUUAUUCCCUUUGACGACAACAUAAACUUCCACAAGAUAAUUGCACUUGCCAUCGCAAUAGAAACUUUCAUUCAUACCCUGGCGCAUGUAGGUUGUAAUUAUCCAAGAAUAUCAUCUUGCCCUGAAAAUGAAUUCACACCAGUUCUUGGACCGGCCUUCAGUUACAAGAAACCCAGUUACACGGACUUGAUUCAAACUAUUCCAGGCAUGACAGGCAUUUUGAUGGACAUUCUCAUGAUUUUCACCUUCAUGCUGGCAACGCAUUCAUUCAGGAGAAAUGUGAUCAAAUUGCCAUGGCCUCUCCACCAUUUGGCAGGGUUUAAUUCAUUCUGGUAUGCACACCAUUUGCAUGUCAUUGUGUACGUCCUCUUGAUCAUGCAUGGUUACUUCUUAGCCCUAACCAAUGAGUGGUACAAGAAGACGACAUGGAUGUAUCUUGUGAUCCCUAUGCUUAUCUAUGCUAGUGAGAGAGUUCUAACAUCAUUUUACGAUCUCAAUUACAGCGUCGACAUCAUCAAGGCUGUGAUAUACACAGGAAAUGUUCUGGCAAUAUACAUGACCAAACCCCUGGAAUUUAAGUACAAAAGUGGAAUGUACAUAUUUGUUAAGUGUCCAGACAUAGCAAGUUUUGAAUGGCAUCCCUUCUCUAUAACUUCUGCACCUGGAGAUGACUACUUAAGUGUUCACAUCCGAACAUUAGGAGACUGGACUACAGAGCUUAAAAACAGAUUUGCACAGGUCUGGGAACCUCCAACUACGCAACCAAGAAUUGGAAGUAUAAGACAGCAAACUAAAUCAAGCUUUUAUCUGGCACCAUAUCUAAAAGCUCUUCCAUCUUGUGGCAGCUUUCCAAAGAUCCUCAUUAAGGGACCUUUUGGAGCACCAGCUCAAGACUACAAGAAGUAUGACAUUCUUUUUCUCAUUGGUCUUGGAAUUGGAGCCACCCCAAUGAUAAGCAUCAUCAAAGAUAUUCUGAACCAUAUGAAACUAAGAGACACUAAAAUGGGAAACCGUAGAGGUCCUGGAAGAGCUUAUUUCUAUUGGGUGACGAGGGAACAAGCCUCCUUUGAAUGGUUCAAAGGUGUCAUGGAUGAUGUUGCAGAGUACGACCGUGAUAACUUGAUAGAAAUGCACAACUACUUGACUAGUGUGUAUGAAGAAGGAGAUGCAAGAUCUGCACUAGUUGGCAUGGUGCAGUCACUGCAGCAUGCUAAAAAUGGAGUAGAUAUUGUCUCAGAAAGCCGGAUAAGAACACAUUUUGCAAGACCCAACUGGAGAAAAGUGUUCUCCCAUUUGGCAGCCACGCACCAAUCCUCACGAAUUGGUGUAUUCUACUGUGGAAGUGCAACACUUACCAAACAACUAAGGGAGCUUUGCCACGAAUUCAGCCUAAACACGUCAACACGUUUCCAAUUUCACAAGGAGAAUUUCUAG
Molecule: messenger RNA, 2481 nt
Organism: Diospyros lotus (date-plum)
Lineage: Eukaryota; Viridiplantae; Streptophyta; Magnoliopsida; Ericales; Ebenaceae
Product: putative respiratory burst oxidase homolog protein H
Exons: 14
Coding region: 1-2481 (826 amino acids)
Cellular component (GO): plasma membrane
Molecular function (GO): peroxidase activity; NAD(P)H oxidase H2O2-forming activity; calcium ion binding
Source: RefSeq, a predicted model, not a curated record